AUGCCUAGCUCUCUCGAACAAUUGAAGGCCGCCGGCACCACCGUCGUCUGCGACUCUGGUGACUUCGCCACCAUCUCCAAGUACACUCCUCAGGAUGCCACCACCAACCCCUCCCUCAUCCUGGCUGCUUCCAAGAAGCCCGAGUACGCCGCUCUGAUCGACGCCGCCGUUGCCUACGGCAAGAGCAAGGGCGGCAGCAUCGAUGACCAGGUCGAUGCUACUCUCGACAACCUCCUUGUCCAGUUCGGCAAGGAAAUCCUCAAGCUCAUCCCCGGCAAGGUCUCGACUGAGGUCGACGCCCGCUUCUCCUUCGACACCCAGGCCUCGGUCAACAAGGCGCUGCGCAUCAUCGACCUGUACAAGGAGCAGGGUAUCUCCAAGGACCGUGUCCUGAUCAAGAUCGCCUCUACCUGGGAGGGUAUCAAGGCUGCCGAGAUCCUCCAGAGCCAGCACGGCAUCAACACCAACCUGACCCUCAUGUUCUCGAUUGUCCAGGCCAUCGCUGCCGCCGAGGCCGGUGCCUACCUCAUCUCCCCCUUCGUUGGCCGCAUCCUUGACUGGUACAAGGCCGCCACCAAGAAGGAGUACACUGCCGCCGAGGACCCCGGUGUCAAGAGCGUGCAGCAGAUCUUCAACUACUACAAGAAGUACGGUUACAACACCAUUGUCAUGGGCGCAUCUUUCCGCAACGUUGGCGAGAUCACCGAGCUCGCUGGCUGCGACUACCUCACCAUCUCCCCCAACCUCCUCGAGGACCUCUACAACUCGCAGGAGGCUGUCCCCAAGAAGCUCGAUGCUUCGCAGAGCGCCACCCUCAGCAUUGAGAAGAAGACCUACAUCAAGGACGAGGCGACCUUCCGCUUCGACUUCAACGAGGAGCAGAUGGCAGUCGAGAAGCUGCGCGAGGGUAUCUCCAAGUUCGCUGCUGACGCCGUCACCCUGAAGAACAUCCUCAGGGAGAAGAUUGAGAAGGCUUAA
This is a messenger RNA of Lasiodiplodia theobromae, 978 nucleotides long. Its product is annotated as Transaldolase protein. The transcript has 4 exons. Gene Ontology annotation, molecular function: transaldolase activity. The record is from RefSeq and is a predicted model, not a curated record. Gene Ontology annotation, cellular component: intracellular anatomical structure; cytoplasm. The coding region runs from base 1 to 978 and encodes 325 amino acids. Gene Ontology annotation, biological process: pentose-phosphate shunt; carbohydrate metabolic process; pentose-phosphate shunt, non-oxidative branch. Lineage: Eukaryota; Fungi; Ascomycota; Dothideomycetes; Botryosphaeriales; Botryosphaeriaceae.